CUUACCACGCGUUCAAAAACUGUUCUUUUCUUCUCACCUGAUGCCCAUGCGAGGUGCUGGGCUGAGAGUUCCCUUCGCCAUCUCGCUUUCUCUCGCCGGUCGAGGUUCUCGUGUGUCUUCCAGAACCGGAAAUGUCAAAAACGGCCGAGAUGACGGCGAAGCGAUCGUCCUCUAGCGACCCUGAUCCCCAGGACAGAGAGCCGCUCGAUCAACUGGUCUCUGAAACUACAGUGACAUACAAAGUCUAUAAACGACGGUUCUGGGGUCUCGCGCAGCUGGUUCUCCUGAAUAUCGUGGUGAGCUGGGACUGGCUUACCUUUUCCGCCAUCUCGACCACGGCAGCAGAGUAUUUUCAAGUAUCGGAGAGCUCCAUCAACUGGAUCAGUACCGGCUAUCAGUUUGCCUUUUGUGUCGCCAGUCCUUUCACCAUCCUCAUCCUGAACAAAGGCGGUCCUAAACCGGCCAUCAUCGCAACCUCUACCCUCCUACUCUUGGGGAAUUGGAUUCGCUAUGCCGGGACAAAGGCGCGCGGAGGGAUGUUCGGGGUCACGAUGUUCGGCCAGAUCAUCAUCGGACUGGCGCAGCCGUUUUGUCUGAGUGCACCUACGAGAUACAGUGACCUGUGGUUCACGGAUAAAGGUCGCACCAGUGCCACCGCGCUGGCCACGCUGGCAAACCCUCUCGGUGCUGCUCUGGGAGAGCUGGUUGAUUCCGCCUGGGCGACCAAACCGAGUCAGAUCCCCGAUAUGAUGCUAUACAUCUCCAUCAUUUCCAGCGUUGCUGCAAUUCCGUCAUUCUUCCUGCCUGCGCGGCCGCCAACGCCCCCCAGUGCAUCUUCAGCCGUGGAGAAGACACCCCUCGUUCCGGCCGUGAAACAGUUGCUCCGCACGCCCGAAUUCUGGCUCAUCUUCGUCCCCUUCGCCGUGUAUGUCGGCUUCUUCAACAGCAUCUCCUCGCUUCUCAACCAGAUCCUCUCCCCCUACGGGUUCUCCGAGUCUGAAGCAGGCAUCGCGGGCGCCAUCCUCAUCGUCGUCGGGCUCAUCUCCUCCGCCAUCCUUUCCCCCAUCACAGACCGCUACAAGCACUACCUCGGCACGAUCCGCCUCCUCGUCCCCAUCAUCGCGAUCAUGUACAUCGCUCUGAUCUUCGCGCCGUCCAGCUCCGCAGGGAUUGGCCCCUCGUACGCCAUCUGCGCCAUUAUCGGCGCAGCCUCCUUCUCCCUUCUGCCCGUCGUGCUCGAGUAUCUCGUCGAGAUCACCUACCCCUUCUCCCCGGAGAUCGGGAGCACCCUCUGCUGGACGGGCGGCCAGCUUUUCGGCGCCAUCUUCAUCGUCAUCCAGGAUGCCUUGAAGGCCGGUCCCGCCGCCUCCCCGCCGCAAAACAUGCGCCACGCCCUGAUCUUCUCCGCUGUCGUGGCUGCCGCUGCGGCGCCCUUCGCUCUCUCCCUCGGUUUAUUCGGGCGAGACGUUCGACGCCGCCGUCUGGAUGUCGACCGCGCUGUUCAUCCAGACAACGUAGAGAAUGUCGAGACCAGUGAGACCGUUCAAGGCCCGUGAAUUCAAGCCAUGACCC
Penicilliopsis zonata CBS 506.65 is the source of this 1572-nucleotide messenger RNA. RefSeq lists its product as hypothetical. The record is from RefSeq and is a predicted model, not a curated record. Gene Ontology annotation, biological process: transmembrane transport. Gene Ontology annotation, cellular component: membrane. Gene Ontology annotation, molecular function: transmembrane transporter activity. The coding region runs from base 150 to 1556 and encodes 468 amino acids. Lineage: Eukaryota; Fungi; Ascomycota; Eurotiomycetes; Eurotiales; Aspergillaceae. The transcript is spliced from 3 exons.